AUGGACCACGCCGCCCUCUACGAGCACGAGCUGCCGGCCUUCGCGCUGCCCUCGAGCCUGGACCGCCCGCCGCCACUGCCACUGCCGCUGCCGCUGCCGCUGCCGCCGCCUGCAGCGCACGCCGCCGACCUCGCCGACCUCGCCGACCUCGAGGGCCGCCGCCUCGACGCCAGCCUCGCCGCGCUCGGGCUCAGCGCGCCCCUGAUGGGCCUCGACGAGACGGCCAUGCUCUUCGCCGACCUGCCCAGAGACUGCGCGCGGAGGAGACCCACGCCGCGCUGCAGAGCCAAGCACACGGCGGGCUUGGCCGCGUCGCCCUCCAGGACGCACAAGCCCCACCACGUCUCCAAAAAGGCCUCGCGCAAGCAGGUGCACAAGCUGCAGGCCAUGGUCAACGCCAUGCAGGUGCAGGUGGACGGCGCGGCCGCCGAGAUCCAGCAGCUCGCGCAGCUCGUGGGCCAGUUCGCGCUCCAGCGCCAACACCACCACCAGCAGCUGCGAGAGAGGCAACAGUCGCUCGACGAGCACGAGAUGGAUAUGGACCUUCACACGCAGCAGCGGCAGCUUCACGCGCAGGUGGAGCUCGAGCGUCGGCAGUUCGAGCAGCAGCAGCAGUACUAG
This is a messenger RNA of Phytophthora sojae, 621 nucleotides long. RefSeq lists its product as hypothetical. The record is from RefSeq and is a predicted model, not a curated record. NCBI's taxonomy places the organism in Eukaryota, Oomycota, Peronosporomycetes, Peronosporales, Peronosporaceae. The coding region runs from base 1 to 621 and encodes 206 amino acids. The transcript has a single exon.